This is a messenger RNA of Plodia interpunctella (Indianmeal moth), 415 nucleotides long. It is a transcript of the gene Rpb12, whose product is annotated as DNA-directed RNA polymerases I, II, and III subunit RPABC4-like. Gene Ontology annotation, molecular function: zinc ion binding; DNA binding. The record is from RefSeq and is a predicted model, not a curated record. Bases 150 to 323 code for a protein of 57 amino acids. Lineage: Eukaryota; Metazoa; Arthropoda; Insecta; Lepidoptera; Pyralidae. Gene Ontology annotation, biological process: DNA-templated transcription. The transcript is spliced from 3 exons. Gene Ontology annotation, cellular component: RNA polymerase I complex; RNA polymerase II, core complex; RNA polymerase III complex.
AAUUUGAAGAGCACCACAUACAAACAAGACUGAACUAGGUACCUACCACCUUCCAACAAAAGUAAUCGGUUUGCUUGGAAGACUUACUUGAAUAUAAACUGCUACAUUUAAAGAAUUAUAAUUCUGAACAAUUCAAUUAAAAUUUUGCAAUGGCUGAUACAAAUAAAGAGCAAUCCGUUGCAAAGAUUAUGAUAUAUGUCUGUGGAGAAUGUCAUAAAGAAAAUGAAAUAAAACCAAAAGACCCAAUCAGGUGCAGAGAAUGUGGCUAUAGAAUUAUGUACAAGAAGAGGACAAAAAGAUUGGUUGUAUUUGAUGCUCGAUGAUGGAAGAAUACUACAGAUUCAAUUUACAUUUAGUUUAUUAUCCAUCCAUACAAUGUAUAUAUUUAAACAAUAAAUGAGUAAAUAUUUGACAA